Messenger RNA from Solanum dulcamara, 1591 nucleotides. RefSeq names its product heavy metal-associated isoprenylated plant protein 35-like. NCBI's taxonomy places the organism in Eukaryota, Viridiplantae, Streptophyta, Magnoliopsida, Solanales, Solanaceae. The record is from RefSeq and is a predicted model, not a curated record. The coding region runs from base 172 to 1287 and encodes 371 amino acids. Gene Ontology annotation, molecular function: metal ion binding. The transcript has 3 exons.
GUGUAAACACCCACAUAGCUUUCGCGCUUCACUCACUUUCCCCUUUUCCUUUCUCUCUUUAAAAAGAAAAAGAGCCAAUCUCUCCCUUGCACACUUUCUCUUUAGCAAACAAUUCCUGUUUUGCUUCUUCACACAAAUUCCAUCUUCUUCUUCUUCACUAAUAGUUUAGCAAUGGCAGCACAAGACAGACCAGAAGAUCCCACUCAACUCCUUAACUACAAGACGUGGGUAUUGAAAGUUUCCAUUCACUGCGAAGGUUGCAAAAGGAAAGUCAAGAAAAUUCUCCAACAAGUCCAUGGAGUGUAUGCUAUAGAUAUUGAUCUCAAGCAACAAAAAGCAACAGUAACUGGCAACGUAGAAGCAGAAGCUCUCCUUAGGAAACUACACAAGUCCGGUAAACACGCCGAAUUAGUACCACAACAGUCUGAUCACAAGGAGAAAAAGUCUGCUAAAAUCAAAAACAAAGAGAAGCAAAUUAACCCACAAAGCAAAGAAGCAGAAUCAACUAGCCAACCCGACAUCAGUACCCACAAAAAUGUCGAAUCAAAUGAAAAAAUUGCAAUACCCAUAGAACCUUCUGUAAAAAUUCAAGAUGCCAGUGAUGUAGUACCCAAAAGGAGUGAAAAAUCCAGCACCGGUUCAGCUAAACCGGAGGAAGAAACCGGCACCGCCUCUGGUGAUGAACCGGCGGUGGCUGAAAAAGAUAAGAGCGAUGAAACAGUAAAGGAGUCGAAAUCUGAAGGGAAAAAACCAGAAACCGACUCUGUCGGUAAACAACAAAUUCCGGUGGCGGCGGAGAAAAAAGGUACUGAUAGUGAUAAAGCUUCUGCUAGUGGCGAAAAAAGCGGUUGCCCAGUUGGUGAAGCGAGUGGCAGUACUGGUAAAAAGAAGAAAAAGAAAGGGCAAAACAGUAACAACGCAGAGGGCACACCAUCAAUAGUUGCUCCGGCAGGUCCAGAAUUCGAAAAUCAUAAUAUGGGACCACAAGUCUAUGCUCCAACCAAUGAUAGCCUUCCACGUCACCCAGCUUAUAAUUAUUAUCCGCAACAGGGCCCACAAUUCUACGCCCCACCACCAGCAUACGUCGUUAGCUACAAUACAGCGCAACCUACGGCCAACUAUACGGCGUCGUAUUAUGCUCCGGCACCUCCAACUUCGUAUGCGUAUACGUAUUCCGGUCCUGUAACGGUACCUCCACCGUCUGAUGUGGAUACGUAUCCACGCCAACCGUUGGAUUCGUUUGAAAUGUUUAGUGAUGAAAAUCCGAACGGAUGCUUUAUUAUGUAAUGCAAUUACCAAAUCCUACGUAUUAUACGUAGGAUUUUUGGUGUAUACGGGCUUAUACUACUUGUAUAAGCACAAGUAUUAUGUAGAUAUAAGUAUAAAAAUGGAGAAAUUAGGGUAUAAUUUAGAAAAUGCCAGGUGUUAGUGUUGGGGGCUUUAAUCUUUUAGUGGGUCGUUGCUUCUUUGUUGAAUGUUUGUAGCUUUAUUAAGUAGACAUUUUCGUUUUUUAGUCUGAAAGUUGCUUAGCCUUGUAAUGCUUAGUUGUAUUUUGGCCUUUUUGCCUCAUUCAUCUCCUUUUUCCUCUCUA